AUGACUUCUGUAAACCGUGUAUGGAUGGCUGCCGGCGUAGCUGUUGUAAAUGGACAUACAGAUCAAGGCUACAAACUUAAAUCCCUUCUCAUCAACUCCUUCCGACAUGCCAAGAAGGCUUUCACCUCCGAUCUCCGUCCACUUUUCGGCCUUCUACGAUCAGAUGGUUCGUUUCUUCUUACUUAUUCCAUCUCAAUCGCAUUAUCAAUUUCACUGCUAUCUCUCUCUCACACAUCAAAAACGACGAUUUCUUCUUCUUCUAAGCAUUCCGUCUGUUCCAAGAUCGUCGUUGCCUUCCAAGAUCGUCAUCGCAUUCCAGUCAUCUACAAGAUUGCGUUGUCGCUCCUUCUCCUUCGGCAUCCUCUGUCGUCGUUCCUUCCCCUUCGACAUCCUCUGCUCCUCCAAAAUCCCUCCGAUGCCUUUAGCUCCUCUGUUCCCGAUGAUACCGCCGACCUAUACAAAGUUCCCGACGAUACCGAAAGCGCAAAGAGAUACAGUCAACUACAAGCAGCAAGUGUCCACUUUAAGAGUUUUGCUUACCUCUACAAUGAAGAUCAGUUCAUGGCAACGUUAGCAAAUGAUAUCUCAACUAUGAAAACCCUUCCCAAAACCAUAAAAGGAGCCAUAAGAAAGAAAGAAAUCCCUUCAUUUAAAGUGUUUAACUCACAAUCUCCAUACUAUUAUUUACAUCAUUUUCUUCCGGCUCUCAUACGCCACUUUGUAGAUGAACUAGUUAUUGCGGAUGGUGGAUGCUUACAGGAUGUACAUGGAAUUAUCAAAGGCAAUAUUACUGUGGAUUCACACACAAUGUCCGAAUGGUUCAUGGGACACAAUAAUCAACAUAUCUGGAGGAGAAGUCUUCGGUGGCCAAAAGAAACUUAUCUUGUUUCAUGCAAUCUUUGA
Molecule: messenger RNA, 903 nt
Organism: Lactuca virosa
Lineage: Eukaryota; Viridiplantae; Streptophyta; Magnoliopsida; Asterales; Asteraceae
Source: the annotation of a GenBank genome assembly